Centruroides sculpturatus (bark scorpion) is the source of this 1618-nucleotide messenger RNA. RefSeq lists its product as uncharacterized. The coding region runs from base 223 to 1344 and encodes 373 amino acids. Gene Ontology annotation, biological process: neurogenesis. NCBI's taxonomy places the organism in Eukaryota, Metazoa, Arthropoda, Arachnida, Scorpiones, Buthidae. The transcript is spliced from 2 exons. The record is from RefSeq and is a predicted model, not a curated record. Gene Ontology annotation, cellular component: cytosol.
UAGUAUUAACAUGUUGUACAACUACCGUACAGUACAACAGAGAUGUUUGUUUGAAAGUAAUAAUAAAUAUUUUUCUGUUGUUUUAGGAUUUCUUCGAGUGAGAUACGAAUCCGAAACGAUAAAAACGAAGAGAUUAUUAUACCAGAAGCUGAGUUAAAUGAAGACCUGCACAGGCAAUUGGAACAUUAUAUUAUAUAUUUUGAAAAUUCGAAAGUACUGUUUAUGCCUUAUCCAAUCGAGACCAUCAGACAAUUUGUUACUUAUUUACAGACGGACGAUUCCGGAUUGACCUAUAUUACAAACGCUUUCGACAUGUAUCAUCUGAGUUUAAGAUACGAGUUAGAGAAUUUAAGAAAGAAAUGCAGGUCAUUUAUCAUUCAGAAAAUAAAACUGAAUACCGUUUGUUCAAUUCACGAUUUUGCACGUGAGAUCGAUGAUCUAACCAUAAUUUAUUAUUGCUGGGUAGCUUUCAACCAAUACGGAGGAAGAUUAUUUAGAACAGUCGACUUUAAGUGCUGUAAAAUUGCAACAAUUGAUAGACUGCUAUCUCGAGCGAUAUAUGAAUCUGUCAGUGAAUCACUUUUACUACACGCCGUGUAUCAGUGGAGCAUAGAAGAAGUUAAAAGAAAAUUGGGUGCAGUCAAUUUUUAUUCGAUGAACGAAGAAUCGAAAAGAAAUGAAAUAAGAAAUGUUAUGAAGCCAUUUAUUGGAAAAGUCAGAUUUCUUGCCAUGAAUGAAGAAGAAUUGCAAUCUUAUGUUUUUACAAUGAACUUGUUAAACGAAGUAGAAAAGAGUCAUAUCUGGCGUGCUUUUAAGACUGUUAAUUAUUCCUUUUUUCCCAGUUACUUCAGUCGAGAAACAAAAACAAGAAGAGGAAUAAAUUAUCAUAAUUUGUUCUCGUACAUAAAUCGUGGAGAUCCUUUUAUGGUCGCAAACGGAGAGAUGAAAGGUAACAUAUUUUUUAGCAGCGAAGUAGUUGUGAAGGAAGAUUGUUACAUCACGGUUUUUCGAUUUCCGGUUAAGCUUGGCGAAAGUUUUCCAAUGUACGUAUACGCGUAUAUUAACAAUGUGGAUAACGAGUGUUUUUCGUUUAAAACCAUUUGCAAUCCACGGGGAGUAGCAAAUCUGGAAACGAAGUUGUAUCUAGAAAAAUAUUGGUCAAUUCGUUUAUUUGCUUUCUUUCUCCGCACUGAAAAUGUCCAACCCGAUAUCGAGUUUUCACCUGAACUGAGUUACUUUGUGAGCGACGAAGGUACAGAUGCCAGGAAAUUUGAAGACAAAUUUCUUAAUUGUGACAGAAACCUUAUGGAAAAUAUUUACUUUUUGGUUGAUUUAUAUUUUUGAAGUCAAAAGUUACUCUGAAAAGAAGUGAAAUCUAAACGAGAAUAUAAAGUUAAAUUUGAAUAUGAUUAUUUUUUAUUGUAUCACUGUAAAAUUUUCGCAAAAUGUAUGUGUACGUGAACAGCAUAACGAAUUUAUUGGGUUUACAAAAAAAUUUAGAUUUAAGGUGCUUAUUAAUGUAACUUUUUUUUGAAUGUCAUUAGUCGAGUUGUUUAUAAUUAUGUUGUGUAUUUUUAUGUAAAUUUUAGAUACAGAUAAUAAAUUUUCAAUUUAUAAA